This is a messenger RNA of Kazachstania africana CBS 2517, 942 nucleotides long. RefSeq lists its product as uncharacterized. The transcript has a single exon. The record is from RefSeq and is a predicted model, not a curated record. Gene Ontology annotation, biological process: Golgi organization; protein secretion. The coding region runs from base 1 to 942 and encodes 313 amino acids. NCBI's taxonomy places the organism in Eukaryota, Fungi, Ascomycota, Saccharomycetes, Saccharomycetales, Saccharomycetaceae. Gene Ontology annotation, cellular component: Golgi apparatus.
AUGUGCAUCCUAUUUGCAACCAGGUCUCAUAAAGAAUAUGAGCUCAUAUUGAUAUCUAAUCGUGAUGAGUAUUUGGGUAGAAAAACACACGAAACAUGCUGGCAUAACGAUAAUUUUAUACUUUCACCAUAUGACAUGUCAAGGGAAGAAAAUCAUGGUAAUAAAAUAUUUGGCACAUGGUUAGGCAUGAAUAAGAAAGGUAAGAUUGCUACCAUACUAAAUUUAAGAAGAUUUUCGUCUAUUGAUCUAAAGGAACUAGUAAAACCAAGAUCAAGAGGCCUCAUCCCUUUUACCUUUUUGUACAGUGAUUGGACAAAUGAAGACAGCUUUGAAGAAUGGGAGACCUUUGAAAAGUUCAAAUCAAAGUACCCAUUUCUACAGAGCUCUGGUGAUUUCAAUUUUUUUUAUGGAGAUAUAAAAGAAGGUAAUUAUAGGAUCAUCGAUUCUUUAGGAAACACGUUUAAGGUAUUAGAUAAUAAUAACAGGAAUAUGAUAAUCUCAAAUGACCUUUAUCAACAUAAAGAUGAAUAUGAAGGAAAACCCACCUGGGGUAAGAUUAAAAUAGGAGCUGAAAGGUUGAAUAAAUUUUUGAAAGAAACUGAACGUAGUAACGAGGAUGAAGUUCUUGCAAAAUGCUUUGAAUUGGCAUCUUACUGUUCCAUAGAUAGCUCAAUCACACGGGAGGAAAACCCCAACAAGGAACUUGCGGCUGAGACCAUAUAUGUGCCACCAUUAAAAGUCUGUCCCGAUGAAGAUAUCGGCCUGACAAAGACAAAUGGAAAGUAUUACGGUACAAGAACCCAAAUCGUUGUCCUCGUUCAUAAAGAUCGGAAACAUGUAACGUUAGUUGAGCAUACUAUUCAUAAUUCAGACGAAGAAAUAUAUAAAUACUCCGGACUGAAUCCAAAAGAAGUUCAAAGACUUGAUUUUACCAUAACGUGA